This is a messenger RNA of Kalmanozyma brasiliensis GHG001, 2508 nucleotides long. Its product is annotated as Pentatricopeptide repeat. NCBI's taxonomy places the organism in Eukaryota, Fungi, Basidiomycota, Ustilaginomycetes, Ustilaginales. Gene Ontology annotation, molecular function: protein binding. The transcript has a single exon. The record is from RefSeq and is a predicted model, not a curated record. Bases 1 to 2508 code for a protein of 835 amino acids.
AUGUCCAGCACUUCCUUCCUCCCACCUCCAAACAAGCGUUUCCUCGCGCUUGGUCCACACCAGACGCCGCAGACUGCAACAGGGUUCUCAGGAAAUACGGAUUCGCAACUCAUCACGCUACAGAGGGCCAUAGAUGGCCAAGACAUCACCUCGAUAUCCUCCGCGUGGCCAGACUUCGCCAGUAGCGUCUACCAAGUCGGUCAUUCCGAUCAUCGCAAACUUCUGCGCCUCUGCUCUUCCUACGCUUCCCACUUCCAAAACGCAACCCAGGCUCAGGACUGGGCGCCUCGCUUCAAGGUCUUCGCCAAGGCUGCAGCACUGACAGGAGACGUCGACCUGAUCCAGGACUGGUUCAAGCUUCUCCUUGCAAACGGGCAAGCUGAGGACGUUGUCGCCAUUUGGCAGAACAUCAUCGCUUCGCGCCUAGAGAACGGACCCGGUCAAACUCUGUCCACAGAGGAUGUGUCCGAGUCAGAGGCCCUGGCGGACGCGGAUCAGGACACAUUCGUUCGACUGGACAUCUCGAAGGACGGGAGCAGAGUCGACAUCCACGACAUGGUCUGCCUCGUUGUGCUCGCAAGUGCUAACUCAAGCCGCGCGUCUGAGUUCGUGGGUCUCUUUGACAAGCUCGAGAUUGGAUCGCCGUUUCGACUCUUCUUCAACUUGUCUCGCGCCAAGCGCUUCUUCUCGUCCUUGUCUCCCUCCGCAUCUCCCGCGAAGAAUGCGCGCGAGCUCCAGAGCUGGGACGCGAUGCAAUCUAAGCUGCGGGAUGCCGAACUCGCCCGUGGUCUCUCCUCUGGCUCUGGCGGGCCCCAACGUAUAGCGAGGCUUCUUGGAUCCUUGUUCCACUUGCGGCAGAUCGACGAGGCAUAUGCUAUCUUUCAGACAGCGAUGCAAGCUUCUUCCGGUCCAGAGGCAUGGCUUGCGCUCGAAUCACCCGGCGGGAUCGAGGCUUCUUCACCUGCCCUCAGAGCCCGAUGGACAGAAAGCUGCUGGUCAGUCUGCCUCUCCAACUUCAUUGCUCUAGGUCGCACUGACCUCGCCAUGGACGUCUGGAAGCAGCUCCAACGAAGACGAGUCCGUCCGACGCCACGCAUAUGGAACGCGUUGCUAGACGGAUACGGACGCGCCAAGAACCACGCCGCUGCCCUGCAGACAUGGUCGACUGCGGUCAAACAAGGCAGCACCGAUUCUGCCACGUCGGAAGAGCUGUCGGGAAAGCUACCGGACGAGCAAAUGUACACCACCAUGAUCAACAUCCACUUCCGAGCCAAGCAGGUCGACGAAGCGAUGGCUCUUCUUUCUGACAUCAAAGCCAAAAGCGACAGAUCCGGAGGCCAACUUCGCGUUCAAGUCGAGACAUUCAACGCUGUCCUACACGGCCUGUUCCUCAAUCGAAUGCACGCACAGGCACAAGGCCUUCUCGACGAGAUGAUCUCCAAAGGCCCGGCGCCCAACAUCGGCACCAUCAACACAUUCGUUCGAGCCCAUGCCAGGGUAGGUGACCUUCAGUCACUAGCAACGACGCUGCGACUGGCGGACAAGCUCAGGCUCACACCGGACAUCGUCACCUUCACCACAGUCCUGGAUGCUCUACUUCGCGAUGGUGGCGAAUCAGCCACGGAUGCGGUCGUCAAGACCCUGGGAAUCAUGAACGACAUGGGCGUACAAGCGAACGUCGUCACGUAUACAGCGAUGAUCAAGGCUUGUUUGGUAGGUGCAGAAGCAGCUCAGCUUGACCUAGCGUCGCAGAAUCUGCUGGGCGACGCGGACGGAAGGAAGUAUGGAAGGCGAUCGUCGAACGAGGCGCGCAUCGAAGCAGCGCUGGAGUUGCUCGAUCGGAUGCAUGAGGCCAAGGUUGCACCCUCCGAAAUUGCCUACAGCGCUCUGAUUGGCGGUUGCUUGCAGAACUCAGACGCCGUGGCUCACGCCUUCUCGACAAAGGCCCUACCCGACCACUACUUGACAUCCCCAAAGCUGCUAAAACGCCUAGGAGAGACACAGCAGACCAUGCACCAGUGGUUCAAGAACUCGCCUCACAUCUCCUUAACCCUGCUCCUGCUCGAGCGCAUGAAGGGACGUGGUCUCUCGCCAACAUCGACGACGUUCCGCUUCCUCAUUGAAGGCCUGUGCAGCCCGCACACCGACCAAGCGGCUUUCAUGCGAUCUAUGGAUCUUAUCGAUGACAUGCUCCUUCGUACGCCCCUCUCGCAGCCAUCACGUACAUUGGGGCCGUUCGCAUUGACAACACUGAAAGGCGAAGACGCCUUGCUCGCGACGUUGCACGUCCCGAGCUUCAAGACAUGGAUCACCAUCUUCAGCUCGCUCAUCGACCGGCUCGAGAAUGGACCCCGAGACAAGGUGGCCGUGACGACCGGCGCCAGAGCGUUGAACACAGCCAUCCGCCUUGUCCGCGAGAUGGGCUCGCUGUCAGGAGCCGAAGGCGGCAUGUCGCUCUCGCGUCUCGUGGAACGAGCUGCUUCGCUCACAUCCAAGUUGUCUCGCUGA